This is a messenger RNA of Sphaeramia orbicularis (orbiculate cardinalfish), 2847 nucleotides long. RefSeq names its product MPN domain containing (gene mpnd). Gene Ontology annotation, molecular function: protein binding; metallopeptidase activity. The transcript has 13 exons. Lineage: Eukaryota; Metazoa; Chordata; Actinopteri; Kurtiformes; Apogonidae. The record is from RefSeq and is a predicted model, not a curated record. The coding region runs from base 674 to 2077 and encodes 467 amino acids.
GGCGCAUGAGCCUCUGGUCGGAGAUAAAGAGGGAACAUCUCCGCGUAGAGAAGAAAAACAUGGUUAAGACUGUGGAGUCCGGGCCAUUGUGGCUCUUGAACACCACACCAACCUGUGACUGUUGUUUUUUCACUCGUGCUUCUUUGACAUAAUCGCCCCUUAUUCGUGCGCAUGCACUUUUAAUCAUCUGUAAAUGAACAAAUAGGGGGUAGUUCACUGACGCGCGCGGAGCCAUACUUCAUCUUUCCGGGGUGAAAGAUUUAUUAGUGCAUUGUUUAUGUCGGUAUUUGGUUUUAAAGUGUGUUUGCCGACCUUCAGACGCCUCGUUCGGACGUGUUUUCGUGCUAAUGGGGAAUGUGAAUGAUAAUAAUAAUGGCAGAUAGACCGGCAUGGCACGUCAGACAGAAGAACACUGGGAGAGUGACAAGGACGGGGAGAGGGAGAAAGAAAGGGGAGGGGAACUGACAUUAAAGCAACACAACAAGGAAACUACACUGCAGAGCCACAGACGCCUUCAUUUUAUGUUUUUGAAUAAUAGCCGGAGCUAGUGGAGGCGAAGUGUAUCUGAGAAAUCUGCCCGGAGCUCCACCGCGCACAGCCUCAAGUGCCCCAGGAAGGAGCCGCUUUUGGACCGAGUUGGAUUUGCAGGCGCUCUCCGACGCUUUGCUCAGAUAUGGCAGAUGUAAACACCAUCAGGCUGAAUCAUGUAUCCACAGGCUCCGAGCUGCCCUGCUCUCCACAGGUGGUGGAGGAUGGAGGCGAGGAGGAUGAGGAGGAGCUGAGUGGAGGAGAGGAGGCAGAUCUGAGGUCCAGUUCCGGCCGAGGGUCCCUGCUGACCCGCAGAGGCAUCACCCUGAGGGUCCUGCUCAAAGAUAGCCUGGUGGAGCCGGGAGACGGUGUUCUAUCCAUCCACUACCUGGGGAAAAACUUUAUUGGUGACCUGUUGACUGAUGGGAAAAUCCGAUGGGUGGAGACGGGCCAGAUCUUCAACUCCCCCAGUGCCUGGGCAACACAUUGCAAGCGUCUGGUUAACCCAGCCAAGAAAUCUGGUUGUGGCUGGGCGUCUGUACGCUACAGGGGACAGAAGCUGGUCCAGUACAAAACCACUUGGCUGCAUAAAUACCAACCCAGUGCAGACAUGAGUCUGGUUAGUGAAGAGGAUGAUGAUGAGGAUGAAGAGGAAGGGAAAACGGCUGUGCAGGCAGACGAAAAGAACAAAAACAACAAACCUGGAUUACAUGAUGUCAUGGUUUCCCGGAGGACGGACCGAGAAAGAAUUCCUGUCAGAUAUUGCACCUUGGGCACUCGGGAUGCUGCCAGAGAUCCACACACACUGGUGGAGCUGUCAGCCUUCUCUGCCAUCAACAGAUUCCAGCCUUUCAAUGUAGCCGUGUCCAGCAACGUCCUGCUGCUAAUGGACUUCCACUGUCACCUGACUACCAGUGAGGUGGUGGGAUAUCUGGGAGGACGAUGGGAUACAAACACACAGUUGCUGACUGUCUUAAGGGCUUUUCCUUGUCGAACCCGACUGGCAGACAGAGACUCGGCUUCUGCUGUGGAGGAGGAGAUCUGUCAGAACCUGUUCAUGCGAGGGCUGUCUCUGGUGGGAUGGUACCACAGUCACCCACGCGGCCCGGCCCUGCCAUCCCUCCAGGACAUCGACUCCCAGAUGGACCACCAGCUGAGGCUGCAGGGCUCCAACAACGGCUUCCAGCCCUGCCUGGGCAUCAUCUGCGGGCCGUAUUAUCACGGAAAUCAAGGUGUGGCAUCCACAAUAACCCCUUUCUGGGUCGUGCCGCCCCCUGAGCAACGGCCUAAUGACUAUGGAAUCCCAGUGGCUGUGGAGGUCACAUAUGUACAGGACAACUUUCUCACCAGUGACGUCCUUAAUGAGAUGAUGCUACUAGUUGACUACUACAGGGCGGCUCCAGACAUCGUCCAGUUCACCCAGUACUGGUGUCCUGAUACAACCAUGAUGGACAAGAUUAAGGGCUCUCUAAGCUGCCACGCCCCCAAAGACCAGGCCUACUCUCAGAUCUUGGAGCACGUUUACAGUCAGCUGAACAACAUGCAAUGAUGCACAGAGUGGAUGUUGUGCGUGUGAGCGUGUUGCCGCUCUCCAUCUCAACUCAUUUCUUUUCAGACACUUAGCGCUGGCAGGACUGGUGCCACGGGUCGGGCAUAGUAUGAAAAAAAAAAAAGAAAAACGCUUGAAAAACAGAUAAAUGCCUUGAAAAUUCUCAUGUUUGACUGAUUUCAUUUUCAUACAGCGUUACUGAUCGUGAAACCCGGUACCAAACAUUUUACGGACCAGAGAUCAGCCCGUGCACAAGCUGACUUUCUUCCUUGGACACAUGGACCUAUAUGUGCCUAUCUGGGCCAGUAUUUGGUGGUUUGAGCUGAUACGACCAGAUAUGUACAAUGUAAACUUUCAAUGUGUAGUGAUUGCCUUCAUAGUGGUUGAUUAGAGCAAAAUAUACGACUCUUGGCACAAUAUGGAAAGGUUUGUUUUAUUUGUUUGUUUGUGUUCCUUAAACCACAUUGGAGGGUUAAAAUGCCUAGUGCCAAACAGUGUGUGUUUUUAGUUAAUACUACUUUAAUGAACUGUGUGUGUGUGUGUGUGUGUGUGUGUGUGUGUGUGUGUGUUUGAGUGGUGGAUGUGCCCCUCUACUGUGAUGUGAGACGUCCGUCCUGUGGGUUAGGACAGAUAUUUGCUUCCUCUUGACCUGUACUGUAUUUAUUACUAACUGUGGGUUGUGUAAUGUUAUGUAAAACAGAGCAAUGCCUUAAGCCUGCUGUUAAAUGAUCCUCAAAGCAUUAAAAUAUACACACUGGAACUACAGUCAA